AUGGACACCACCACCCUGCCAACCCCGGCCCGCUGCAUCGCCGACUUUUGUCUGAUCCCCAUCGGGACGGCCUCCGCCUCCGUCUCGGCCCAGAUCGCCGACGUCCAGAGGCUGAUCGAGCAAUCCGGCCUGACAUACUCCAUGCACUCCGCGGGCACCACACUUGAAGGAUCCUGGGACCGAGUGCACCAGGUGAUUGGGCAGGCGCAUACGCUGCUGCACCAGCAGGGCAUUGUGCGGAUUCAGACGGAUAUCCGCGUCGGAUCAAGGACGGAUAAGGAGCAGUCGUUUGAGGAUAAGGUGAACAAGGUGCGGCAGUUGCUGGGCAAGGAUCAAUAG
This is a messenger RNA of Penicillium canariense, 339 nucleotides long. RefSeq names its product thiamine-binding protein. Gene Ontology annotation, cellular component: cytosol. The record is from RefSeq and is a predicted model, not a curated record. The coding region runs from base 1 to 339 and encodes 112 amino acids. The transcript is spliced from 4 exons. Lineage: Eukaryota; Fungi; Ascomycota; Eurotiomycetes; Eurotiales; Aspergillaceae.